Molecule: messenger RNA, 915 nt
Organism: Penicillium oxalicum
Lineage: Eukaryota; Fungi; Ascomycota; Eurotiomycetes; Eurotiales; Aspergillaceae
Product: putative protein kinase
Exons: 4
Coding region: 1-915 (304 amino acids)
Biological process (GO): protein phosphorylation
Molecular function (GO): protein kinase activity; ATP binding
Source: RefSeq, a predicted model, not a curated record
AUGCCAGAUUAUAUUGCUUCUCGGUAUUACCCAGCUCGAAUAGGAGAAAUAUUCCGGAAUCGCUAUCAGAUUGUAGGAAAGCUGGAAUUUGGAGCCAGCUCCACCGUGUGGCUUGCGAGGGACAUGAACUAUCGUCGUUACGUUGCCCUCAAGAUCUUCAUCAAGUCUGUAUGCAUGGGACCGCAAUUGGAUGACGAGCUCCAGAUGUACAAACGCAUGGAGAGAGGCUCAAAGAGCCAUCCAGGUCACAGUGCUGUUAGGUCAUUACUGGACUCCUUCAAUGCCAGUGGGUCCGAGGACAAACAUCGGUGCCUCAUGCAUCCUCCAUUAUGGGACAGCGUGUUGACCUUUCUGCACCGGAACCCGGGGCAGAGGCUACCUGCUCCGGUCCUGGCAUUUGUGCUUAAGCGCCUGUUUCUGGCGCUAGACUACCUGCAUGCAGAAUACCAGAUUAUACAUACCGACAUCAAGGCCGACAAUAUCAUGUUCGGCAUCGCCGAUGAUUCAGUUUUCAGUGAAUUUGAGGAAAAUGAGCCCCAACCCCCUUGUCUAAGGAAAGAGUUAGAAGGAAGAACAAUAUACGUGUCUCGGGAGCUGAGAGUGCCCAGAAAUUGGAGUACUCCAGUCCUAUGUGACUUUGGCUCCACCGUCCCUGGCGGCGAAGAGCACACAGAAGAUAUUCAGUCUAAUAUUUAUCGAGCCCCAGAGGUGAUUCUGGAGGUCCCCUGGACGUAUAGCGUCGAUAUUUGGAAUGUGGGAUGCAUGAUUUGGAACAUCUUUGAGGGCGAGUCCUUAUUUACUGGCUUUGAUCCAGAAUCUCGGACUUAUCGAAGUCGAGCCCACCUCGCUGAGAUGAUAAAAGUUGCUUGGGCCUCCCCCGCCCAGUCUCCUUACCCGAGGAAAGCUAAGUCAUAA